Helianthus annuus (common sunflower) is the source of this 1019-nucleotide messenger RNA. Its product is annotated as ethylene-responsive transcription factor 1B. Gene Ontology annotation, molecular function: DNA binding; DNA-binding transcription factor activity. Gene Ontology annotation, biological process: regulation of DNA-templated transcription; ethylene-activated signaling pathway. NCBI's taxonomy places the organism in Eukaryota, Viridiplantae, Streptophyta, Magnoliopsida, Asterales, Asteraceae. The transcript has a single exon. The record is from RefSeq and is a predicted model, not a curated record. The coding region runs from base 276 to 959 and encodes 227 amino acids.
CAAACUAUAUCUCCUUAAAACACCCUUUUAUGAUAAAUAAGAAAAAUAUGGAUCUAGGGUAUAAAUGAGGUGAUGAUGAGAGCAUAAGUCAUCUUGCCUCGCCGCCACAAAAGACAUGACUUAUUUGACCCACGUUUAUUAACUCUUCCAGGGUCCCAACAUAACGACCUGUCAACACCAUGGCGGCAUGGCCUUCUCUAUAUAUGCUUCCAAAACAUUAACCAAAAACAAAACAAUUUCAGUUACUUAAACACUAAAAUCAACUUAGCAUCCAAAUGGAUCCAUCGUACAACCCGUAUAAUUUCCACUACUCUUUACCAGUAAUCUCACCGGAAACCUACUUUAGCUCACCGGAAUACUCUCCAACAGUCGAAUCCCAAUAUUACUCACACUACUCCGACCACCAUCAUCUUCCAUUCAACGAAAACGACUCACAAGACAUGCUUCUGUAUGGGGUCAUUUCAGACUCAACCGGAGAAACCCAUUAUCCAGAACAGCAUGUAGAUGUUAAAGAUCAAGAAGAAAAGGAGUCGAGUUACCGAGGCGUGAGGCGGCGGCCGUGGGGAAAGUACGCAGCAGAGAUACGCGAUUCUACGCGAAACGGGAUCAGGGUUUGGUUGGGAACAUUUGACACUGCGGAGGCGGCUGCAGUGGCUUACGAUCAGGCUGCAUAUGCGUUGAGGGGAUCGGGGGCGGUUCUUAACUUUACAGCGGAGAUGGCGUAUGAAUCUUUGAAGGAAAUGGGGUAUGUUUAUGAAGAAGGUAGUUCACCGGUGCUGACGUUGAAACGGAUGCAUUCGGCGAACAGGAGGCGCGAGACCAAGACGAAGAAGAAGAGAGAGGUAGGGCAAGAUUCAAAGGGUGAAAAUGUUAUUGUGUUUGAAGAUUUGGGUGGUGAUUAUCUUGAACAGUUAUUAGGGUUUGAUGAUAAUUGUGGUAGUAGUAGUAAAAGUUGGUGAAACAAAAUAUGUAAUAUAUAUGUAUUUUGUAAACAUUUUUUUCAUAUUGGAACUUGAAUU